AUGGAGUGUUAUUACAUCGUCAUCAGCUCGGCGCACCUCCGCAACGGGCACUUUCGCAACAUCAAGGGGGUUUUCCGCGGGCCCCUCAGCAAGAACGGCAACAAAACUCUGGAUUAUGCAGAAAAGGAGAAUACGAUAGCCAAAGCUCUGGAAGACCUCAAAGCGAACUUCUAUUGCGAACUGUGUGACAAGCAGUACUACAAGCAUCAAGAGUUCGACAAUCACAUUAACUCCUAUGACCAUGCUCAUAAACAGAGACUCAAGGAGCUAAAGCAGAGAGAGUUUGCGCGAAAUGUCGCCUCCAAAUCGAGAAAAGAUGAAAGGAAACAGGAGAAGGCUCUUCAACGAUUGCACAAGUUAGCCGAACUCCGGAAAGAAGCUGCAUGUGCACCAGGGAGCGGCCCUAUGUUCAGAUCCACCACAGUAACAGUCCGAGACCACUGUAAUGAAAUCCUUGUCGACUCUGCUAAAAAAGAACAAGAAUUUGACUUCGCGUAUUUGCACAAGUCAAAAGCUCCUGGAGAUGUUACCUCUGUUGCUGCAUCCACACCCGAAGCUGCAAAAAACAGUAAGCAAGAUGCUAACAAACUUGGGGAUCAAAUGCUGGGACUCCAUGGACAGAAGGUGGGGUUCUCUUUUGCUUUUCCCAAGAAAGCAUCAGUCAAGCUUGAAUCCUCAGCAGCUGCCUUUUAUGACUACAAUGACGAAACAUCGGCUGAGCAUGGGCUUAGCAGAAGAAGUCGAUUUGUUCCUGGGCUUUCGGUUUCAUCAGCUGAAGAAAGCAUUCUGAAUGCUGAGGAAAAUCCUAACUCUGUUGCUCCACUAAUGGAAAAACACAAUGAGAAAACAGAACCCACUCCGCUGCAGGACUCCAAGGAACCAUCUGUCGAGGAGAACGCAGUGCAAGAGGCCACUGAAUUACGGUCCCCUAUUUCUCAUUCAAAAGAACCUGAGCCUAGCAGUCUGGAAAGCUUUUGCGUUAAUGUGGAUUCAACGGCCUUGCCUGAUGAAACGUCCAGAGAUGCCCUGGGGAGCCAAGCUCUCCCUGCUGAAAACAAUAGUGACGAGCACAUAGGAAAUAAAUGCACAGGUCUCCCCGUCAAUGAAGCUUGUUUUUCGCAGCAGGAGACGCAGGAAGGAAAUGAUCAGAACAUUAGCAGCGAUUCACUCGCUGCUGAAGAUGAAAUUAAAAAAUCCUUGUCUGAUGGACCGAUUCCAGGAUAUCCUGAAGAGGAAACGAUAGCUCUGCCUUGUAAACAAGAUUCACAUAAAAGAUCUUGCGAGCCAUUUGUUCCUGUGCUUAACAAACAUGGAUCCACCAUUCUUCAGUGGCCAUCUGAAAUGUUAAUUUACACCAGCACAGAGCCAUCUAUUUCAUAUAGCUGCAAUCCUUUAUGUUUUGACUUCAGAUCAUCAAGAGCCAGCGAAAGCCUAGAGAAAAAUAAACCUCAGACAAAUAUGCCUAAUUCUCCUCAUAAGACUGAUUCCAGCCAGGGCUCAGUUAGAGAUUAUAUGCAUAAAUCUCAUUUGGUACAUGCUGAUAGUGUCACUGACACUAAUGCACAUCCAUGUAACCAUGCGACACCAAUUCCGAUGGAUGUUUCCUCAGCUGGAGGUUGGAAUUCUGGGAAAAGCCAGGAUGAAUUGUCCUUAGAUGCCUUUUGCGAGACUGAAGAGAAAGAAAAACACCACAGUCUCCCAAAAGAGCUGCAGGAGGACUCAUCUACUGAUGAACAACAAAGCAAAAAGUGGAUCAAAAGGACACAUGAAAAGUGUUCUCAUAAAACUCGGAAGAGGAAAAGGAGGAGAAAGCUAUGCUAUCACCACCAUCAGGCCACUACCAAGGUGGAUACUGGUAUUUCUCCAGCACCUGAAGAACAAAAUAAUUGUCUUGAUGCUAAGAAACAUCAGCAUCUUCCUGGUCCUAUGGAACAAGGUAUGGGUGAAACUGGACUGGAGGAAACAGUUGCUGAAAUGUCAGAACAGUCACAUGAAUCUCCUGGGACUGAGAAUAGUGAUAACUGUGAAACCAUAUCUAUGUCUUCGCAGGACCACGGUAACCAAAGUCCACACCCAGCUUGGAAUGCAAAAGAUAACAGGGACUAUUGUAUUAACUCUAAAAAUCUGUGCAGAAGGAGCAAGCCAGUUUCUCACAGACAAUCAAAUAAACCAGGAUUGAAUUCUGAAAGAUGCAGCUCAGUGUGUUCUAGAUCCCUUUGUAGCUGGAGUAGCAAAAGAUCCAGCAGUAGCCCAUAUCACAAACAUUUAGGCCAUUAUCCCGAUGAGAAAUGCACAAAUCACACACAGCCCAUAAAGAGAGCCUAUAAUUCUCUCACAGACGAGCCGGAUUUUUUUCGCCAGAAACGAAGGCAUCAUACGCACUCUUUUUCAUCUGAUGAAAGUUCAAAUGCACAGACCUGGCUAUCAGAAGAAAAUGUUCCGCACACAUACAGUUGUAGAGCAUCUUGCAAGCAGAAACGGAAACGAAGGCGAAAGAGAACAAGAACUCAUCAUCCAUUUAUAGAGAGGCUGCCAAGAAAGAAUAUCAGUGUACAGCCUCCAAAAGGAGUCUCCCUGUUCAACAACACUUCUAACAUAUCAACUGAAGAUACCACAGAAAAAAAAAAUUUGCCUUUCAGGACUGAUUAUGCAAACAGUACGGAAGAAACAAUACAGCCAAUAGAAUGCCAACCAGCACCACAGCCUGAGCAAUUGCUUCCGCUAGAAAACAGCCAAGGCUCAAACUGUUCUGUUACAAGGAGCACUCAAUAUCUGGAAGAAUCCACAUGUUCUACUUCUCCCGUUAUCAAACAGAGUGCCCUGGCAGCAACAAACUCCACGAACGUGCUGGAAGAGGCAGAGAAACAUGAAAAUGUGAGUGUUCCUGGCAGUCAACCUCCUCAAAAAGUGCCCAGCAUCGAAAGAAGUCUGGACCAACCUUCCCCUAAGUCAUAUCUGUGCCACUACGAAGUGGCAGAGACCAUACCACCAGAAAAACGUCACCCGUCAGCCAAUGAGUGGCUGCUGUAUAAUCCAGGUAUAUUUAAUUCCCCGCCUCCUUUGCCCUUUAAAGAAGCACAUAUAAACAGUCAUGCUUUCUUGGCCAAUGAGCAGAUCCUCACCCCGUUCGCCUUACCUGAACAUGCAUUGCUCUUGCCCCCCGAAAACCACGACAAAUUCAAAGACCUUCAAUGUGAGGCCUACCACCAGAUCUUCCAGCAAAACAUAUUAGCUAAUAAGAUGAAGCUGAGCUUCCCUCCGGCUGCGUUCCCACCUUCGAAUCCUCCUCUGCAGCCCUUGCCCUUGCAGCAGCCCCUGUGUUCUACCUCUGUCACCACAAUCCAUCACACUGUUUUGCAACAGCAUGCGGCAGCGGCAGCUGCCGCCGCCGCCAGUACAUUUAAGGUCCUUCAGCCUCAUCAGCAGUUCCUUUCCCAAGUCCCCACUCUUUCACGAGCGCCUUUACCUCACUUGUCAGUUGGGCCAAGACUUUGUCCCGCAGGCCACACAACCAUCAUUGGUCCACCCCAGCUGCCGUUCAUUCCAGCUUCCGUCCUCCACCCCAAUCACUUGGCUUUCCCCCCGUUACCCCAUGCACUGUUUCCGUCGCUCCUGUCACCGCACCCGGCAGUCAUUCCUUUGCAGCCCCUCUUCUGA
This is a messenger RNA of Euleptes europaea (tarantolino), 3657 nucleotides long. It is a transcript of the gene ZNF804A, whose product is annotated as zinc finger protein 804A. NCBI's taxonomy places the organism in Eukaryota, Metazoa, Chordata, Lepidosauria, Squamata, Sphaerodactylidae. Gene Ontology annotation, cellular component: nucleus. The transcript is spliced from 4 exons. The coding region runs from base 1 to 3657 and encodes 1218 amino acids. The record is from RefSeq and is a predicted model, not a curated record.